GCUAUGAGUUUGAGGCCAGCUUGGGCUACACAGAGCAGCUUUAGUCAGGGAUGAGACAGGCUGAGGCAGACGGCCGGUGAUGUCACAAGGGUGGUGUGGAUGGAAGAUUCCAGAAGGUUGACUGAGUAGAAGAUCUAUUGAGGAGGGAAACCAUCCACCUUCCCGCCUUCCAUCACCAUCACUCAGGCCCUACCCAGAGGGUGACCAGGGCCUGGAGGGGACGGAGUACACUCAGACUUCUAGAAGAGUCACGGUCAGUCAUCUUUGCAGAAGGAACCUGCCCAGGAGGCCAAAUGUCUCUGCUGCCUUGUGAAGACAGGGCCCAGAACUGCGAAGUAUGAUCGCUGAGAACCUAGAAGCGCUGAAACCCCAAUGUCUCAGGAAAAGAGAGCUAGAAGCCAUGAAGUAAACAUGAGUGAAACUGAAGGCCCCAGGCUGUGGACCACCCACCGGGACGGAGAGGUCAUCCUCAGGCUGUCCAAGCGCCAGCCGGGCCACGAGCCCCCGCUGACCAUCCCGCAGCUUUUCCAAGAAUCAGUCAAUCGAUUUGGCGCCUACCCCGCGCUCGCGUGGAAGAGCAGCCGGAAGUGGCAGACACUGACCUUCACGCAGUACUACGAAGCCUGCAGGAGGGCCGGCAGAGCACUGAUCAAGCUGGGCUUGCAGCGUUUCCAUGGCGUUGGCAUCCUGGGCUUCAACUCCAAGGAGUGGCUUAUUGCGGCUCUGGGGGCCAUCUUGGCAGGGGGCCUCUGCGUCGGCAUUUAUGCCACCAGCUCUGCUGACGCCUGUCAGUACGUCAUCACUCAUGCCAAGGUGAACGUCUUGGUAGUUGAAAAUGAUGAACAGCUACGGAAAAUCCUUUCGAUUCCGCAGAGCAGCCUGGAGACCCUGAAAGCGAUCAUCUUGUACAAACCCGCGCCGAAGCUCGCCAACAACCUGUACUCUUGGGAUGAUUUCAUGGAGCUUGGCAACAGUGUUCCUGAUGCUCAGCUGGAUCAGAUCAUCAAGAGCCAGAAGGCGAACCAGUGUGCAGUGCUCGUCUACACUUCGGGGACCACGGGCGACCCCACGGCUGUGAUGCUGAGUCAUGACAAUAUCACGUGGACGUCCGGCGCAGUGGUGCAGGACCUAGGACUCCCCAUUGCCCCGGGGAAGCAGGAGCGGGUGCUCAGCUACCUGCCGCUCAGCCACAUCGCCACACAGAUGAUGGACGUCUGGGUCCCUCUGAAGAUCGGGUCCCUUACGCACUUUGCACACCCGGAUGCACUCAAGGGCACCUUGAUCAGUACUCUGAAGGAGGUAAAGCCAACCACCUUCCUCGGGGUGCCCCGAAUCUGGGAGAAGCUCCAGGAGAACAUAAAGGGAAGCGUUAGCCAUUUCUCAGGCUUGAAGAAGAAGAUGUUCAUUUGGGCCAAAUCGACUGGUUUAAAUGUGCACACGAAUCAGAUGUUGGGGAAAACCACCGUUCCCAUGAACUACCGCAUGGCUAAUAAAUUCGUGUUCAGCAAAAUCAGGAGCUCCCUGGGCCUCGAUCACUGCCACUCCUUUCUGAGCGGGGCCGCGCCCCUCUCCCAGGACACCUUGGAGUUCUUCCUGAGCUUGGACAUCCCUAUCUGUGAGAGCUACGGCCUGAGUGAGAGCUCAGGGCCCCACAGCGUCUUCAGGUGCAAGGACUACCGGGCCCUCAGCUGCGGCAAGCCACUGACUGGCUGCAAGAGCAUGCUGCUGCAGGAGAAUCAGGAGAGCAUCGGGGAGGUGUGCAUGUGGGGCCGGCACAUCUUCAUGGGCUACCUGGAGGAGGAAGAGGCCACCAUGGAGGUGAUGGAUGAGGAGGGCUGGCUGCACACCGGGGACCUGGGCUUUGUGGACAGCCAGGGUUACCUCUACAUCACCGGCCGCAUCAAAGAGCUUCUCAUCACUGCCGGCGGGGAAAAUGUGGUCCCUUUUCCCAUUGAGUCCCUGGUGAAGCAGAAGAUCCCCAUUAUCAGCAAUGCGGUGCUGGUGGGCGACAAGGCCAUAUUCCUGAGCAUGCUCCUGACACUGAAGUGCGAGACCAAUCAGAGGAGCGGGGAGCCCCUGGACAAGCUGAGCGGGCAGGCCAUCGAAUUCUGCCGGGCCCUGGGCAGCCAGGCAUCCACUGUGUCGGAGAUCGUGAACUCAAAAGACCCGCUUGUCUACGCUGCCAUCCAGCAAGGCAUUGACGCGGUGAACCAGGAGGCCACCUCCAGUGCCCAGAGGAUCCGCAAGUGGAUCAUCCUGGGGAAAGACUUCUCCAUCCACGGCGGGGAGCUAGGCCCAACAACAAAAAUGAGAAGGUUUUUCAUAACUCAGAAAUACAAGUCGCAGAUCGAAAGUUUCUACCUCUGAUGGCUUCUACAGAGCUGCUCCCUGUGGAAAGCCCCAUGGAAGCAGGCGGGGUGCACCGCUCUGGGGAGGAGCUCCUCCGGGAUAGUGAGAAGCCGGAUCUGACUCUCCAGGCCAGUUUGUUUGUCGGAAGCUGCCCCACUUGUGAAAGCAGUGAGCUCGCGGGAAGCCUUUCCAAGAACCUUGGAGGCGGGGUGCCUGUAGGGGGCGCCCGCUGGGCAGUCUGCAGAGAGCCGUCCGCGUUAGACAGCUGUGGGCUCCACUUGGAGGUUCAGUUUUUCUCCAUGGAAGACUUGACGCAUUAGAAACAGUCCUCACAAGCUGAAGAACUGGACCCCAAAACUUUCUUACCUGCAUGAAAACAAGUUGGGAACCCUUUCAAUGACUUCUGACAAUAAGGC
Messenger RNA from Octodon degus (degu), 2765 nucleotides. RefSeq names its product acyl-CoA synthetase bubblegum family member 2 (gene Acsbg2). The coding region runs from base 373 to 2367 and encodes 664 amino acids. Gene Ontology annotation, cellular component: endoplasmic reticulum; membrane. Lineage: Eukaryota; Metazoa; Chordata; Mammalia; Rodentia; Octodontidae. The transcript has 16 exons. Gene Ontology annotation, molecular function: long-chain fatty acid-CoA ligase activity. The record is from RefSeq and is a predicted model, not a curated record.